Glycine soja is the source of this 1649-nucleotide messenger RNA. RefSeq lists its product as uncharacterized. NCBI's taxonomy places the organism in Eukaryota, Viridiplantae, Streptophyta, Magnoliopsida, Fabales, Fabaceae. The record is from RefSeq and is a predicted model, not a curated record. Gene Ontology annotation, molecular function: acyltransferase activity, transferring groups other than amino-acyl groups. The transcript has 9 exons. The coding region runs from base 411 to 1328 and encodes 305 amino acids.
UGUCGUGACUCAUGACUCAAGUCAUAGCAUGCCCCACCACAUCAAUACCAUCAAUCCAGAACUCAAGUCCUGGCGUACAACUACCAUGAAAUGAAGUGCCUUCACCAUCAACACCAAUUCUCAAUCUUAUGAAGAACAACAAAAUAGAGGGUAAUUUUCCACCUUCUUCGCUACAAACCAUACCAUAAGGGCCCCCUUUCAACGCAUGCUUUCCCUCCCAAAUUCUUCACCUUUCUCCCCUCUUUCCCUUCAUUUUUCUAUUUUCUUACAUGUUGUUGCAUCCGUGCCAAAAGGGGUUUGUUCCUGCACAAUUAAAUUCAACCCCUUAGGCUAUAAAAAAAAAAGAUUUUUCAUUUUCAUUUCUUUGGAAGGUUUCAAUAAUAAGAAGCCCUUGAUUCUAGAAGAAAAACAUGCCUCCCAUGUCCACGAUUCCAAUUCACAGACCUGAAUUUUGUACCUUAUUCUUCAAUGGGUCUCCAAGCCCUUAUAAAUGCCCCAGAAUUACUGCCUCAUGGAUCAUGGCCAUGGAUUCGAAAUUUUCUUCAACCAUCAAGAAUAAUAGUGAUAAUGAUUAUAAUCUGAAGAAGAAGAAGGAUGAAGAACUCUCUGUGCAGAUUUCAACCCCACCCAUUUCCAAAGUUGAAACUUUAAACUCCAAUGACCUCCAAUUUGAUCGAUUGCAGCCAUCGGAUCAAGAAUUGGGUCGAGUCAAAAGGUUUGAGUUUGGGCAAUUUGUCGCACGAGAAACUGUGCUUGAUGAAGAGUAUUGGACAGCAGCAUGGUUAAGGGCAGAAAGUCACUGGGAGGAUCGACCAUUCGAAAGAUAUGUUGAUAACUACAAAAGGAAAUUUGCGGAGCAGGAAUUUAAUGCAUUAAAAAGGCGGUGCAAGGUGCAAAAUGGUGAUAGCUGCGCAUGCAUCAUCACGGUGAGGAAGGAGCAGAAAAAUGCAAAGCACUCAAUAUUAAAAAGUGUUGUAGGAACCCUUGAUUUGAAUAUCCGAUAUUUGCUGCAAGGGGAGACUUAUCCCGGGGAACGGGUAAAGGCCCCUCUUUUUUGCAGCAUCAACAGAACACCACCAAGCAGAUAUGGCUACAUUGCAAACUUAUGCGUUAUCAAAUCAGCUAGGCGACAGGGAAUUGCAAGUAACAUGAUGUCUUUUGCUAUUGAAGCUGCAAAAUCUAAUGCAGGUUUGACACAGGUGUAUGUGCAUGUAGACAGAAAUAAUAGGCCUGCACAGAUAUUGUACCAAAAGAUGGGCUUUGAGAUGGUUGAAAUGGCAAACUCCCGGUUGGUAGAAGAAACAUACUUACUACGUUUACAGACAUAAAAUACGAAAGAUUACUUACGCUUCAAUUGGAUAGCUUUGGAACAAUUGCGAAUUUCAAAAUUUGAAUACGUUCCUGUAAUCUUAGAGGUAUAAGCUUUUAGUUUAUGUACAUGCAUGUAGGUGUCCAGGCUUGUACCUAUGGUAUCAAGUUUCCAUUAUUUCUCCCUUUUCAUUUUCAAUGCAUGGGUAUUUAAUUCUGCAGUUUUUUUAGGUGUCCUGUAUUCUUCCUGAAAUUAUAUUUAACGGAAAAAAUUGUCAUCUGAAAAACAAACUCUGAUUGUAUUGGAUUUGAAGAAAGUCAAGUUAUUUUUUAUUGCAACA